This is a messenger RNA of Penicillium brevicompactum, 330 nucleotides long. RefSeq lists its product as uncharacterized. Gene Ontology annotation, molecular function: beta-galactosidase activity; carbohydrate binding. The transcript has a single exon. The coding region runs from base 1 to 330 and encodes 109 amino acids. Gene Ontology annotation, biological process: lactose catabolic process. Lineage: Eukaryota; Fungi; Ascomycota; Eurotiomycetes; Eurotiales; Aspergillaceae. The record is from RefSeq and is a predicted model, not a curated record. Gene Ontology annotation, cellular component: beta-galactosidase complex.
AUGAGCUUGAAGCCUACCGGCACGGCGCCCAAAACUGUCCCACGAGUUGGCCUGAAUCUCCGAGCGAACUCCAAGCUACAGGCUGCCCACUGGCUCGGACUGGGCCCUGGUGAAUCUUACCCAGAUAAGAAGGCGGCCCAGUCGUUUGGUCUUUGGAAUAAUGCCAUCGCGGGCCUCGAGACUGUCUAUGAUAUUCCACAGGAGAAUGGAAACCGCACAGACACUGCGUGGGUGGAACUUCGUGCUCCUAAUGGCACAGGCUUCCGCGCAAGUCCACAAGAGCCUACAGUAGUCAGCGGGGGGGACAGGAAGCUUGAGCUGGAAGGCUAG